AUGGACCAACAUGACACCACAUCGCCCGCGGACGAACCGGAGGGCGCCUAUCUUCGUGGCGUUCGAUUAUUCACAGUUGCAUUGGGAAUCGCCCUCAGUCUCUUCCUCACAGCCCUCGAAGUCAGCAUCGUCAGCACUUCGCUCGUCACCAUCACCAACGACCUGCAAGGCUUCGACCACAGCAGUUGGGUCAUUACGUCCUAUCUUCUGACUUAUACCGGCUUUCUCAUGAUCUGGUCCAAAUGUGGCGACAUCUUUGGCGUCAAACCCUCGCUGCUCGCCUCGCUGUUUGUCUUUAUCGCCUUUUCUGGUGGCUGUGGGGGUGCUCAGACACUGAAUCAACUGAUCAUCUGUCGUGCCUUUCAAGGCGUCGGGGCGGCCGGCGUCUACACCCUCACCCUCUUCUCCUUUGUUCGCAUCGUCCCUCUGGCCAAAUACGACCUGAUCGCUGCCAUUGCGGCUGUCAUUCUCGCUCUGGGCCUCGUUCUGGGUCCGUUAUUCGGUGGUGCGAUCGAUGAAUCCGGUCACUGGCGAUGGGUCUUUCUCCUCAAUCUCCCCGCCGGUGCCUUGGCCUGGGCCCUCCUCUUCAUCGCCAUGCCCAGUCACUUUCCCUACGCCCCAUCCUAUGAAGAAAAGAUCGACUCCUUCUGGCAGAAACAGCGGGCGUUCUUCCGUCGCGUCGACUUUCUCGGUGCGUUCCUCGUCCUGGCCGCAUCGAUGCUGAUCAUCGCCGCGCUGCAAGAGGGCAAUCUCGAUUACCAAUGGUCGUCUGGAGCGAUCAUCACGCUGAUUGCGCUGUCUGGCGUUCUGUGGCUGGUGUUUGUUGCCUGGGAAUGGUUCAUCAGCCAUCGCCAGACGCAGAUUGAACCGAUGCUGCCGUGGCGGAUGGCGAAGAAUCGUAUCUUCCUGGGUGUUGCUCUGUAUGUAGGGUUUCUUUUGACUGGCGCCCCGUUGACCAUCUGCGUGAUUGAACUCCCUCAACGAUAUCAAACGGUCAACCAAAGCUCUGCCAUCGGGGCUGGCGUGAAGCUAUUGGCGUACGCGGUCAGCAAUCCUAUUGGCACCAUCAGCUGUUCGAUCUUGGUCGGACGGCUUAAAGUGCCUUUUGCCUAUGUGAUCUUUGUCGGUGCAGCGUUACAGGCAGUCGGUCUGUUCCUCCUGUCAACCAUUCCCACCACCACCGAUCUCUGGCUGGGCCAGUUUGGAUAUACGGUGCUGGCUGGCCUGGGCGUGGGCAUGUGUGCCGCGGCCUUCUAUAUCAUGGUGCCGAUCGUGGUGGACAAACAAGACCAGUCCAUCUCGCUGGGCACCGGACUGCAGCUGCGGAUGCUGGGCAGUGCACUGGGCGUGUCGAUUGCGACGACCAUCAUGAACAGCCAUUUGAAGAGUUCUCUUCGAUCGGUGUUGUCGUCGAAACAGCUGGAUGCGCUGUUGGAUACGGCCGAGGCGAUUGCGCAGUUGGCACCGGAGAUGCAGGAGACAGUGCGAGUGGCGUAUGCGGAAGCGUAUAACCAGCAGAUGAAGGCCGCGGGAGGAUUCAGUCUGGCGCAGUUGUUGUCGCUGGUGUUGAUGUGGAAGCGAGAGCCCGUGAGGUUGAUCAAGUAGGAUAUAUACAUCUGUAUCUUUCAUAAUUAUUAUGAAGAACACCGCCACAAUGGGGCCAAAUAUAAGAACUAAUAUUAGUUUGACUCGUUAAUAUAAAGACCCAUCAUUUCCAUAGUAAUAAAAAUAAUCAUCAAAAUGCAUCUCAACAACUGGUCCAUCGCCAUUCUGCUCUGCCUGACUGUGAAUGUCAUCAUCUUUGCUGUCCGACCGUUUUAUCUCGCCGUCAAGCCCAUUCCGGCCCAUUCGCAUCCCAUUGCCUCGCUGACUGUAUAUUCUCAUCUUUAUCCAUCUUGAAUCUAUACUAAUUAAUAGAGAGCAAACAAUCUCCUCAUCGCCCACUUCUCCAUCGGCUCUCCCCCUCAGCCC
Aspergillus wentii DTO 134E9 is the source of this 1971-nucleotide messenger RNA. RefSeq lists its product as uncharacterized. Lineage: Eukaryota; Fungi; Ascomycota; Eurotiomycetes; Eurotiales; Aspergillaceae. The transcript is spliced from 6 exons. Gene Ontology annotation, biological process: transmembrane transport. The coding region runs from base 1 to 1605 and encodes 534 amino acids. Gene Ontology annotation, molecular function: transmembrane transporter activity. The record is from RefSeq and is a predicted model, not a curated record.